AUGGAUUAUCAAGGCUUGAGAGUUUUCUCGCAUUUGAUUAUAUUUAUGCUGCUAAAAGUUGUUUUUGGUGCUCGUGUUAAUGUCACUCUGAUACCAAGUGCCGUAUCAGAAGGCGCGGUUUGCUUGGAUGGGAGUCCACCGGGCUACGCGAUGGAUCAGGGUUCGGGCUACGGAUCCUACAACUGGCUUAUUUAUCUGCAGGGAGGCGCAUGGUGCGAUUCCCCGGCCGAUUGCUAUGGUCGUAGUAACACCUCUUUAGGAAGCAGCUCGAAAUUCAGUAGCACCAUCUUUUUUGAUGGCAUUCUAGACCAAAACCGAACAUUUAAUCCAGACUUCUACAACUGGAACAGAGUUCAUCUUAUGUAUUGUGAUGGCUCCUCAUUCCUUGGCGACGUAGAUGAAGUCGAUCCAGAAACCAAUCUCCACUACAGGGGCUCGAGAAUUUUUAACGCUGUAAUGGACGAGCUGCUGGCUAAAGGCUUGGAUUACGCCAAAAAUGUGAUACUUUCCGGAGGUUCGGCUGGCGGGCUUGCGACGAUCUUACAUUGUGAUGGAUUUCGUUGGCUCUUACCUGAUGCUCAACGAGUCAAAUGCAUUUCCGAUUCUGGCUUCUUUUUGCAAGCAGUCGAUCUACCAGGGGUGGAAGAAAGAGAAGAUUUCUUCGCCCGAGUGGUAGAAUUACAUGGACUUGAAAAGAUUCUGCCUGUGACAUGCACGUCUAGGCUGAAUCCUGGUUUGUGUCUUUUCCCUGAAAACUUGGUGGGAGACAUAGACACGCCAUUGUUUUUACUUGAAUCAUCGUACGACCAGUACCAAAUAACCGAGCAAUACACACUGUAUAUCGGUGGAAGAGAUGCUUGGAAAAGUUGUGUGAAUGGUAGUUUAACAUUCUGCAACUCAACCCAAUUGGAGAUCUUGGAGAAUUUUCACGACACCUUCGUGCAAACAUUGCAAGAUCUCGAUUAUUCGACAUCGAGAGGCAUGUUCGUGCACAACUGCUACAGACACGGCCAUGUUCUCCAGAAGGAUGGCUGGAAAUGCUCGUCUCUGGUCAGAAAUGUAUUGCAAAAUAAAACGAUUGGGGACGCUGUUGCAGACUGGUAUUUCGACAGAAAUGAUGUUAAAUACAUAGACGCCGGCUCUGCCAUACGGAAUUGUAGUAGCAACCUCCAUGGAAAUAUGUUUGAGAGAAAAUGUAUAGAGUGCAUGUGA
Messenger RNA from Striga hermonthica, 1212 nucleotides. NCBI's taxonomy places the organism in Eukaryota, Viridiplantae, Streptophyta, Magnoliopsida, Lamiales, Orobanchaceae. The record is from the annotation of a GenBank genome assembly.